Messenger RNA from Ceutorhynchus assimilis (cabbage seed weevil), 642 nucleotides. The record is from the annotation of a GenBank genome assembly. NCBI's taxonomy places the organism in Eukaryota, Metazoa, Arthropoda, Insecta, Coleoptera, Curculionidae.
AUGUUAGUUGACAAUCUUCGUUCCAAACGAAUCAAUGUAAUACAAUCUGUAGGGAAUGCAGAUUGUGAUAUUGUCACUAAAACUGUAAUUGCGACUGAAGAGAAUGGUAACGUAAUAUUAGUUGGCGAAGAUACUGAUCUUCUAAUCCUAGUAUUGCAUUUUUCAAAAAAAGAAAAUGUUUUCACGAUGAGACCUGUAAGGCAAGGCACCCCAAAUAGAAUAACUAAAAUUUUCGAUAUACAGAACAAAAUAAAAUCCAUUUUGAAAAAAAUUUUCUUCAUUCACGCCGCAGGGGGUUGCGAUACUAUGAGUGGUUUGUACAAAAUAGGAAAAAUCAAAGUUCUUCAACUUUUAGAGAAGCUUCCUGACUUAAGAAACGAUGUUCCUAUUUUCUACAAUCCGAAAACAGCCAAGGAUGAUAUAGUAAAAGAUGGUGAGCGCUUCUUAGUAUCCCUUUACGGAGACACAUCAACAAUAACAUUGGAUGAACUUAGAUUCAAAAAAUACAAUGCUAUCACCACUAGGCAAAAUAUUAGCACAAACUUUAAUUUGGCUGCUCUUCCCCCCACCAAAGAUGCCGCAAAAUUCCAUAUCUCCAGAAUUUAUUUUCAAAUACAAGAGUGGUUGGGCUUACUCUCCUGA